This is a messenger RNA of Phragmites australis (common reed), 1956 nucleotides long. RefSeq names its product sulfate transporter 3.1-like. The transcript has 10 exons. The coding region runs from base 1 to 1956 and encodes 651 amino acids. Gene Ontology annotation, cellular component: membrane. Lineage: Eukaryota; Viridiplantae; Streptophyta; Magnoliopsida; Poales; Poaceae. The record is from RefSeq and is a predicted model, not a curated record. Gene Ontology annotation, biological process: transmembrane transport.
AUGGAGCAACAGGUCGCCGACGUGCCGGCGGCGGCGGACGGCCAGCGUCCGGCGCGCGUUCCGGUGCCCCCGACGCGGCCGCUCCUCAGCACGGUCGGGGCCUGCCUCAAGGAGACGCUGUUCCCGGACGACCCGUUCCGCGCCGUGGCGCGCGAGGCCGGCGGGCGCGGCCGCGCGUUGGCCGUGCUCCGGUACUUGUUCCCGUGCCUCGAGUGGCUGCCGUCGUACUCGCUCGGCUCGCUCCGGUCGGACCUCGUCGCCGGCGUCACCGUCGCCAGCCUCGCCGUCCCGCAGGGCAUCAGCUACGCCAGGCUCGCCGGCCUCGACCCCGUCGUCGGCCUAUACUCGAGCUUCGUGCCGGCGCUGGUGUACCCGGUGAUGGGGAGCUCACAGCACCUGGCGGUGGGGACGACGGCCGUGGGCUCGCUGCUCAUUGCGUCGAUGCUGGGGGAGGUAGCGUCGCCGGCGGAGGAGCCGGCGCUGUACGCGCGCCUCGCCUUCACGGCCACGUUCUUCGCCGGCGUCUUCCAGGCCGCGCUGGGCGUCCUCCGGCUGGGCUUCCUGGUGGACUUCCUGUCGCACGCGACGAUCGUCGGGUUCAUGGGCGGGGCGGCGACGAUAGUGUGCCUGCAGCAGCUCCGGGGGUUCCUCGGCCUCCGGCACUUCACCACCGCCACCGACCUCCCCAACGUCAUGCGCUCCGUCUUCUCGCAGUUUAGCCAGUGGCAAUGGCAACCCCUUGUUCUUGGAUGUUGCCUCCUCCUCUUCCUGCAAAUCACGCGCUCCAUCAGCAAGAAGCAUCCCAAAUACUUUUGGGUAUCGGCCGCGGCGCCAUUGGUGUCAGUCAUCCUCUCGACCGUUCUGGCCUUCCUCAUCGACGGUGAGAAGCACGGCAUUCAAACGAUCGGCUACGUCAAGAAGGGCAUCAAUCCGUUGUCCGUGAAGAGUCUUCUGCUCUCGUCGCCACACACGUGGCUCACCGCCAAGACCGGAAUCCUCAUCGGCAUCAUCGCCCUCGCCGAAGGGACUGCGGUGGCGAGGAGCUUUGCCAUGUCCAAGGGCUACCACGUCGACGGGAACAAGGAGAUGAUCGCGUUCGGGUUGAUGAACAUGGCCGGGUCCUGCACCUCCUGCUACCUCACGGCGAGCCCCUUAUCGCGGUCGGCGGUCAACCGCGACGCCGGGUGCCGGACGGCCGCGUCCAACGCCGUGAUGGCCGUGGCGGUGAUGCUCACGCUCCUCUUCCUGACGCCGCUCUUCCGGCACACACCGCAGGUGGCGCUCUCGGCCAUCAUCGCCUCCGCCAUGGCUGGCAUCGUCCAGCUCAGCGCCGCGACGCGCCUCUGGCGGGUGGACAAGGUCGACUUCUGCGUCUGCCUUGGCACCUUCCUCGGCGUCGUCUUCGGCAGCAUCGACAUCGGGCUCAUCGUCGCGGUUGGGGUAUUGGUUCUCCGGAUCCUGCUGUUCAUCGCACGGCCGAGGACGACGGCCCUCGGGAAGAUGCCGGACUCGACGGUCUACCGGAGGAUGGACCAGUACACCAUGGCCAAGGGCGUUCCAGGAGUGCUCAUGCUGCGCAUCGACUCGCCUAUCUACUUUGCCAAUGCGAGCUACCUGCAAGAGAGGAUCUCGCGGUGGAUUGAGGAUGAGGAGGACCGAAUCGAGGCCAAUGGAGAGGAGACCUUGCAGUGUAUAGUCCUGGACAUGGGUGCCGUUGCGAGUAUCGACUCGAGCGGGACAAAGAUGGUGGAGGAUCUCAAGAGGAACCUUGACAAGAGGAGCAUUCAGAUUGCACUCGCGAACCCGGGGAGCGAGAUCAUGAGGAAGCUGGACAAAUCGGAGGUGCUCCAGCUCAUCGGCAACGAGUGGAUCUUCCUGACGGUUGGCGAGGCGUGCGACUACGCGCAGAGCAACCGCAAGAUUAGAAUUGCUGCAUCUCCUGACGAGAUGGUAUGA